AUGGCGAAGAACUGUCAUAACGACUACAAGAUGAAGUUCUCUGCGGACGAGGAGUUCCCCGAUCUGUCCCUGCACAACAACCACAUGGCCAAGGUGCUUAACAAGGAUAUCUACAACAAGCUGAGGGGAAAGUCCACCCCCAGCGGCUUCACCGUGGAUGACGUCAUCCAGACUGGUGUUGACAACCCUGGCCACCCCUUCAUCAUGACCGUGGGUUGCGUUGCUGGUGAUGAGGAGUCCUACGAGGUCUUCAAGGAUCUGCUGGACCCCAUCAUCUCCGACCGUCAUGGCGGGUACAAGCCCACUGACAAGCACCAGACCGACCUGAACUUCGAGAAUCUGAAGGGUGGUGACGAUCUGGACCCCAACUACGUGCUGUCCAGCCGCGUUCGUACCGGACGCAGCAUCAAGGGAUUCACCCUGCCCCCCCACAACAGCCGUGGAGAGCGCAGAGGCAUUGAGAAGCUGUCCAUUGAGGCCCUGGCCAGUCUGGAGGGUGAGUUCAAGGGAAAGUACUACCCCCUGAGCGGCAUGACAGACGCCGAGCAGGAGCUGCUGAUCAGUGAUCACUUCCUGUUCGACAAGCCUGUGUCUACCCUGCUGACCUGCGCUGGAAUGGCCCGUGACUGGCCCGACGGCAGAGGCAUCUGGCACAACGACAACAAGACCUUCCUGGUCUGGGUGAACGAGGAGGAUCAUCUGCGUGUGAUCUCCAUGCAGCUGGGAGGCAACAUGAAGGAGGUCUUCAAACGCUUCUGCGUUGGCCUGCAGAAGAUUGAGGAGAUCUUCAAGAAGCACAACCACGGCUUCAUGUGGAACGAGCAUCUGGGCUACAUCCUGACCUGCCCCUCCAACCUGGGAACCGGCCUGCGCGGUGGAGUGCACGUCAAGCUGCCCAAGCUCAGCACACAUGCCAAGUUUGAGGAGAUCCUCACCAGGCUGCGUCUGCAGAAGCGUGGCACAGGUGGUGUGGACACAGCCUCCGUGGGUGGUGUGUUCGAUAUCUCCAAUGCUGACCGUCUGGGCUCCUCCGAAGUGUCUCAGGUCCAGCUGGUGGUUGACGGUGUCAAGCUGAUGGUUGAGAUGGAGAAGAAGCUCGAGAAGGGAGAGUCUAUCGAUGGCAUGAUCCCCGCCCAGAAGUAA
Molecule: messenger RNA, 1143 nt
Organism: Cyclopterus lumpus (lumpfish)
Lineage: Eukaryota; Metazoa; Chordata; Actinopteri; Perciformes; Cyclopteridae
Gene: ckmb
Product: creatine kinase, muscle b
Exons: 8
Coding region: 1-1143 (380 amino acids)
Biological process (GO): phosphocreatine biosynthetic process
Molecular function (GO): creatine kinase activity
Source: RefSeq, a predicted model, not a curated record